Messenger RNA from Aspergillus candidus, 852 nucleotides. RefSeq lists its product as uncharacterized. NCBI's taxonomy places the organism in Eukaryota, Fungi, Ascomycota, Eurotiomycetes, Eurotiales, Aspergillaceae. Bases 1 to 852 code for a protein of 283 amino acids. The record is from RefSeq and is a predicted model, not a curated record. The transcript is spliced from 3 exons.
AUGUACACACCUUCCAUGACGAUUAGUCAUAUCACACGUGACCUCUUGAUAUAUGCCCUUCAGCCCUUGGUCGUCGACGUUUCACAUGUGGAUAUACGACUUGAUCCCGAUCCAAAUGGCUCGCGUUAUGGCCUUGGGACUCUCGAAAAACCCCCUGUUGAAAUCGUCGACCUGGCGCUCGUCCGCCUUGACGUGUGGUCGCUGACUGUUUUCCGACGCGUCAACAAGAGAGCAAGGCUAGUAACGAACGCGAUACCACAGUUUAGGCGCAUCCUCGUUCACGCACCCGCGUUGAUUCGCGGCAGCCUCAACCUAGAAUCCGCGCAAUCCUUUUCCUGUCAGGACCUGUACAAGUCUUUAUCGACGGCCGAGUGCGACAGUUGUGGCGACUUCGACGAAUACCUAUACCUGGUCAUUCUAUGCUUUACUGCGAGGGCCGACUACCUUACCCUACCGCGGAGGGAUGUAACACGCAAGUUCGGACUUGACUCCAAACAUAUAGCGCGUCUGCCUCACAUGAAAAGCUUCCCUGGCUGUUAUUCGCCUCGAGCGAUCAAAUGCCGACGACGUGAAACCCUAGUCGACUGUUCUGCUGCACGACAAGCUGGAAUAACCGUUCACGGCACGGUUGAUUCCAUGGAAAAAUACGUGUCCGAAAUGAUAAACAAGAGACUGGAGAAUAAUAAUUCAGAAGAAGACCCCUUCGAUGGGCACUGUUCUAACCCCAGGCGCUUCAUGGGCAUCAUACGUGCUCCGUGCUUCAACAGCCAACAGCCAUCGCCCGAAUGGGGUCUUCACUGCAUUGCUUGCAAAUCUCAUCAUUAUCAUCGACCAACACGAAGUAUACCAUAA